AUGUCUGAUAAAUCUGUUGUGGGGAAGACAGUACUCAAGCCUCAUGAAGUUGCGAGACCAAUACACAUACAGAGGCUGGAAGCCGCCUUAGACAUACGACCGUUUGUAAAUCAGGUUGAAAAUAUCUUAAACUCUGAUGGAGGGAGUGAUAGUGAAGACUCAGUUGCAAAAGCAUUUGAAAAUCAACUGACUAAAGGUGAUAGAAUAAUGCAUGGAAUUGUAACAACAAAGCAAGAACGUCAAUGUGAUCGCCUACGUUUGUACAACCUAGCAUCUGUUGGUGAGGAGCGGGAGUGGCUUCGAGAUAUUUUGCUAUCCUCGAGUAAUGAAACAAGCAGUGAUGAUGAUACUCCAUCUGGCAAAGAGAUAAGAAUUAAAAGACUAUUAAAAGAGCGGUAUUAUCACAACAAAUAUGCAAAAAAAUAUUACAAAGAUCCAGGGAACUCGCGCUACAUGUAUUAUGGAGCUGGUCUUCUUUCCACGAUUGAUAGAUACCCAGAGCGCCGUAUCAGUCGGCCAUUACCUCCGGCACCUGCGUUGAGAGGCCGCAGAGGCCGACCGGCUGAUAGGGGGUCCAUUAGGGGGCUACAAAAAGCUAGGAGAGGGAGAGUAAGAGAGAACCGCAGUGGUUUAAAUGAGGGCAGUGAUCUGCCUGAUGGAGUUGAUUGGGAAGAACAGCUGCGAAAUUUGAAGGAAGAAAAUGAUACAGAUGAAUUCACCAUUGUGGAAAAACCGGGUAUCAGAGGCAGGAAGAAGCUGUCGUCGCUGAAGAGCCCCGAGGCGCUGACCGCCCGCCGCCGCCGCCACUGGCAGCUGCUGGUGAAGAAGGAGCUGGGCAAGGUGCAGCGCGCCCGCAGCGCUGCGCACCGCGACAUGGUGCUGCACAGCAAGCGGCUCGCCACGCUCUGCUGCAAGCACUGGCGGCACGUUGCCAUGCAGUCACAAAAAAACAUGAAGGAGACGGUGUGGCGAUGCAAGCGGCUCAGUCGUGAGAUGCAAGCGUACUGGCGGCGAUACGACCGGGCCGAGAGGGAGACCAGGCGACGAAUGGAGCGGGAGGCUGAAGAGCAGAGAAAGAUGGACGUCGAGCUGAUGGAGGCAAAGCGUCAACGGCGCAAACUCAAUUUCCUAAUCACACAGACCGAACUGUACGCGCACUUCAUGCAAAGGAAACUGAACGCUAGCGACGAGGGCGACAGUGGCACGGAUCGCAUACUGAGGCAGCUCGACGAGGACAGAGAUCCGAGGCUUGCCGCUAUAGAUAAUUAUGACAGCGAGGCGAUGAAGGCGCGCGCUUCCCGAAACGCUCGCGAGGCGCUGCGGGCGGAGCGGGCGCGCACUCGGCACUUCGGCGCGGGCGCUGGCGGGGCGGAGGGGGAGGGGGAGGAGGGGGGCGACCCCCCCGGCGACCACUCGCAGCCGGCCAUCUUCCGCGGCACGCUCAAGGGCUACCAGCUCAAGGGCAUGAACUGGCUCGCCAACCUCUACGACCAGGGCAUCAGCGGCAUACUGGCGGACGAGAUGGGUCUGGGCAAGACGGUGCAGUGCAUCGCGUUCCUGUGCCACGUGGCGGAGCGGCUGGGCGUGUGGGGCCCCUUCCUGGUGGUCUCGCCCGCCUCCACGCUGCACAACUGGCAGCAGGAGAUGCAGAGAUUCGUGCCCGACUUCAAAGUCGUGCCGUAUUGGGGUAGUCCGAGCGAGAGGAAGAUCUUGCGUCAGUUCUGGGAGCGCAAAGACCUGCACACGCGCCAGGCGGCGUUCCACGUGGUGGUGACCUCGUACCAGAUCGUGGUCUCCGACCUGAAGUACCUCAACAGGGUGUCUUGGCAGUAUAUGAUACUGGACGAGGCGCAAGCGAUCAAGAGCUCCGCUAGUAUGAGAUGGAAGCUACUGCUCGGAUUCAGCUGUAGGAACAGGCUUCUGCUGUCUGGUACGCCAAUUCAAAACAGCAUGGCGGAGCUUUGGGCGUUACUGCACUUUAUUAUGCCGACGCUGUUCGACUCGCACGAGGAGUUCAACGAAUGGUUCUCCAAAGACAUCGAAAGUCAUGCCGAAAACAAGAGUACCAUUGACGAAAAACAUUUGUCGCGUCUUCAUAUGAUACUUAAGCCGUUCAUGCUUCGACGUAUCAAGAAAGAUGUGGAAAAUGAGCUAUCGGAUAAAAUUGAGAUUAUGGUUCACUGCCCUUUAACUAUAAGGCAGAGACUUUUAUAUAUAGCUUUAAAAAAGAAGAUUAAAAUUGAAGAAUUACUACAUUACUCAGUGGGAGCAGAGUCGGGUCACAAUGUAGAUAAGAAUUUUACUUCAAACCUUAUGAAUUUAGUAAUGCAAUUUAGGAAGGUUUGCAACCACCCCGAACUGUUUGAGAGGCGAGACGUUAGAUCGCCGUUCGCAAUGCAAGUCGACGACUAUCACAUGCCAAAGUUAAUAGCAGAAGACGGAAUAUUAUUACACUGUAUACCCUCCAGAAGACACCUGCUGUACAACAGGCUGUCCAUGCUCACACCAGAGUAUGUGCAUAGGAAUUUAAGUGAUGAUGAUACACCAGACCGGUUCUUCAGCUUUACAAGGUUCAUGGAUCUCUCUCCGAUGGAGUUGUAUAAGGUCAUGCUGUGCGGGUGGUUGUUUGCAAUACAGCAUAUAGAACAGUGCCAAGAAAAAUUUGAGAAGUUACGUCACAGACAACAAUGGUGGGGCUGUAACACUCAUUACAUUGUGAAACAAGAAGAGGAAGAAGAAGAGAUUGCAUCAUCAUAUUAUGAUACAGUGAACAGCAAGAACUUGAUACUGAUUUGUCCUGAUGCUGAUACCCUUAAACAGAGGCGCACCGACAGUUUGCUGUGGAAAGAGCUACUUUUCACAGAUCCUCGCUGGGUUGAAGGUGGUCCAUUUUACACACAUACUGACCAUGUCAUUCACUAUAUGCCUGAGACUGUUGAGCAUCGAGCAAUGCGUUCAAGAAAUUUAAAAGUGGGAGAGGGACAGACUGAGAUGCUUAGCGAGAUCAAGACGGAAGAGGGGGGUUUGAUCUCAGUCGAGCCGCAGCCAGUGGAGGUUGCGGAGAUUCCGCACGUGGAGCGUUCGCCGAUCACAUAUCAGGACAUGCCCACACCGCUGCCCGCUUUCCUGGUUACGGCUCAGCAGAAGGUGUGCGCCCGCACGCGCGCGGCGUUCGCUGCGUCCCGUUCGCACGCGCACCGCUCGCAGCGGCACCUGGCAGGGCGGCUGGCGCUGGCGCCGCUCGUGGCCGCCGCGCGCCCCACCCACGGCUGGGCCUCGCUGCACGUGCCCGAUAAAAACCAGCUUGUCAGCGACGCGGGCAAACUCACUGUAUUAGACUCUCUACUUAAGAGGCUUAAAGAACGCGGCCAUAGAGUCCUUAUCUACAGUCAGAUGACGAAAAUGAUUGAUUUGUUAGAGGAGUACAUGUGGCAUCGGAAGCACAAGUACAUGCGAUUAGAUGGCUCCAGUAAGAUUUCGGCUAGACGCGACAUGGUGGCUGAUUUUCAGGCGCGUACGGACAUAUUCGUGUUUCUGCUGUCGACGCGCGCUGGCGGUUUGGGCAUCAACCUGACGGCGGCGGACACUGUGAUAUUCUACGACUCGGACUGGAAUCCGACGGUGGACCAGCAGGCGAUGGACCGCGCUCACCGGCUGGGCCAGACCAAGCAGGUGACCGUCUACCGGCUCAUCUGCCGCGGCACCAUCGAGGAGCGCAUCGUGCAGCGGGCCAGGGAGAAGAGCGAGAUACAAAGGAUGGUUAUAAGCGGCGGCAACUUCAAGCCGGACACGCUGAAACCGAAAGAGGUGGUCUCCCUGUUGCUGGAUGAUGAAGAGAUCGAACUGAAAUAUCGUCAAAAAUCAGAAGAGAAAAAACUGUUCGAGGACCGAGAACGGAAGAGAAAACUGGGGAUUCUGUCACCUGGCGCCUCGGCGGAGGCGAAGCGGUCGCGCGAGCCCUCCGAGCCCGGCAGCCCGCUGCGCGUCGACGACGAGCCCUCCCCCGCCCCCUCGCCCCCGGCGCCCCUCGCGCCCCUCCCGCCCCUCGCGCCCCUCAACGCCCACCAGCUGCACUCGCACCCCUCGCCUCUGCCCUACACGAACGUGCGCUCCGGCUGGAGCGGCUCCCGCGGCGGCCGGAGCGCGCGCCGCGGCCGCCCGCGCGGCUCCCGCCACUCGCUGUGCCGCCGGCCCGCGCCCGCCCCCGCCCCCCCCCCCGCCGCCCCCCCGCCCCGGCUCGCCCGCCGCCGCGCCCCCCUCGCCCGCCGCCCCCCCCCCCCCCGCCCCCGCGCCCCCCCUCGCCAGUGGACACCGCCUCCGCGCUCGCAGCAGGUCAAAUUCAAAUCCAUAUUCAAAAUUUUACGCAAAAAUAAGUUGUCGGACGCGCCGCUGGAGGUGCUGGAGGCGCGGGGCGCGGCGGAGGGGCGCGGGCGGCGGGGCCCGGGCCGCCCGCGGCUGCGCACCCCCUCCGCCCGGCCCCCCGCGCGCCGCCCGCGCCGCCCCCGCGAGCCUCUGCUGGUGCCGCUCGCGCCCCCGCCC
Molecule: messenger RNA, 4539 nt
Organism: Iphiclides podalirius (scarce swallowtail)
Lineage: Eukaryota; Metazoa; Arthropoda; Insecta; Lepidoptera; Papilionidae
Source: the annotation of a GenBank genome assembly